CCCCGGAAAAUGUGGGCUGUGUGUAGAGCAUUGAGGUCUGCCUCUGGUUUUAGGCAGUCUGCGCUUCAACUGAGAGCCGUGAGCACUGAUUCCAGGCUGUGUGCAGCAGUGUGUGUGAGAUCUGUAUGCAGAGACAGAUCAUGUGUAUCGUCCAAUCAGCCAAUAAAGAAUAUCUGCACAAACAUUCUAAUAUGCAGUAGCAGAAGAGCAGGAACUUUGACAAGCAGUAGUGUAUUAGAUGAAACGACAUAUGAAAGAUUGGCGGCAGAUACACUAUAUGCCCUUGCAGAGUUCUUUGAGGACCUGGCUGAUCAGCCAUUUACACCUGACGAUUAUGAUGUCUCUUUUGGGAACGGUGUACUUACAGUAAAUGUUGGCAGUGACGUUGGAACCUAUGUGAUCAAUAAACAGACACCAAACAGACAGAUCUGGCUAUCAUCUCCCUCAAGUGGACCAAAACGAUAUGACUGGACAGGAACAAUGUGGAUUUAUUCACACGAUGGAUCGUCUCUUCAUCAGUUACUGGAGCAAGAACUUUCCCUUGCACUGAAUACCAAAUUAGAUCUAUCGACAAUAUUAUAUGCACAAUGACACAAAGUCAGCAGCUUCUGUAAUAUUUCUGUUGUAAAUGACUACUACAUAUAGUUUCUGUAUGAAAGUCUUCAGUCUUCUUAACUUGCUAUUUAUUU
Molecule: messenger RNA, 689 nt
Organism: Nanorana parkeri
Lineage: Eukaryota; Metazoa; Chordata; Amphibia; Anura; Dicroglossidae
Gene: FXN
Product: frataxin
Exons: 5
Coding region: 10-591 (193 amino acids)
Biological process (GO): intracellular iron ion homeostasis; iron incorporation into metallo-sulfur cluster
Cellular component (GO): mitochondrion
Molecular function (GO): ferroxidase activity; ferric iron binding; ferrous iron binding
Source: RefSeq, a predicted model, not a curated record